AUGCAGCCUUAUUCACAGACCGAAGGGUUUGGUGAAGCUUUCGGAAAGGUGCAGAUGCUGAGGGGCGUGUCUCUGAGCUCCUUUAUCGCUUCCCUUUCUAGCUCGCUGGCCGCUUUCCUUGUCCAGAUUGGUGUGUUCUUUCUCAUCAGCAAACGAUACCCAUCCAUAUAUCCCGCUAUUCCCAGGCUUCACAAGAAGUCCUGGGGAUCUUUUCUCAAGGCCGUUCGAUAUGACGGCGAUCAGUCGCAUCUUGAUAGCUACUUCUUCCUGAGAUAUCUCCGGACUAUCGUUAUCAUGUUCCUUCCAGCAGCCAUUUUCAUCACUCCCAUGCUCAUCCCUCUAAACUACAUUCACGGGAAAGGAGAGCGCAGCGGCGUCAGUGGGCUGGACGCUAUUGCUUGGUCAAAUGUCGGCCUUCAAUAUUGUAGCCGCUAUUGGGCACAUCUGCUCUCUAGUCUGCUUCUCGUUGUGCACGUCUGCAGAUUAAUCUGGGUGGAGCUUUCAUGCUAUGUGAAAAUCCGACAUGAAGCACCACAGGCUGCUCUGCGCACUGUUUUGAUCGACUCCCUUCCUGCAGAUUGGGACACUGCUGAGAAAAUUAGGCCGCAUCUGAAACUCUUCCCUGGCAAAGUCAGUGCAAUAUCUUUUAAUCGAGAUUUCAGCAAGCUGUCGAACAAGCUCGCGCGCUGUGAGCAACUUGCCCGUCUGCUUGAAAGAGAGGAGACGGAUGCGAUCCAGAGGCAAUUGAAAGGUAUAUCAACGACAGCUACCUCCCCAAUACCUCAACGCCGAUUCCCCAAAUGGGUCCGAGUCUGGGAAUGGAUGCAUACAACUAGAAGUACGGAUGCUAUCUUCGAGGAGCUGCGCCAGCUGUGUGAUCAAAUCAUACAAGAGCGAGAAAAUCCACAAGGCUUCCCGAUGGUCAAUUCAGCUUUUGUCACAUUCGAAAAUCCUAUUGCAGCACACAUGUUCUGCCAGACCGUUAUACACACUCGUUGGGGUUAUGUAACCCCUAAAUCACUACCUAUUUCUGAUGAUGACAUUGUGUGGGGAAACAUUUGCAUCAAUUGGCUCGAAAGAAGCAUCCGAACAGCCAUCUCCAACACGGUCAUCCUUGUGUUCACCGCCAUCUGCAUCGUUCCAGUGUCGCUCAUUGGAUUGCUUUCGCAGAUUAUAUAUCUUACGAGAGUUGUCACCUGGCUAGAAUGGAUCAGCAAUCUACCAGAAUGGACCAUUGGUGUCAUUCAAGGAGUCCUCCCAGCACUACUACUUACAACACUUCUCCGGGGGUUUGCGGCCGGCGUAGAACAUUUAGUCAAAAUCCAGGGAAUCUCGUCUAAGAGCAUAAUUACCUUGAGAAUUCAAGACUUCUAUUUUUAUUUUAUGUUUCUUCAAGCGACUGUUAUUAUCUCCUUAUCAGCGGGGCUCACAACUAUUGUUAAUGAAGCUUCGGACAGCAUUUCAAUAGCUGCACUGUUAGCUAAGAACUUGCCGAAAGCAAGUAACUAUUUCCUAUCGUACGUCUUACUGCAGGCUCUCUCUGUAGGAUCGCAGGCUCUGCUUCGCACCGAUCGCCUUAUAAGUAACUUGAUCCUCAGCCCAAUCAACGACAGAACAGUUACGGACCACAUAGAGAGGAGAAAUGUACCAGACAUAGAGUGGGGGAUAUUUGUGCCUGUCUACAGUAAUCUCUCACGCGAUAGUGGGGGAAUCUUCUAUCCCUCUGCUAUAAAGCAUCUUCUCACCGGAUUAUACUUCAUGCAAGUGAGCGUGGCAAGUCUUUUCCUUCUAGUACGCGAUAAACACGGGAAACCCCAGUGUAUUGGUCAAGCAGUACUCAUGAUUAUUGCUAUUGGGCUUACGGCACUUUUUCAUCAUAUUCUUUGUAGAGCGUUCGAUCCGUUACUCUUUUACUCUCCUACAAUAUUGGACGAAUCUCUUGCCAGGCCUAGCACAGAUAUUAUGUUGACGCACCGCGAUCUGAACUCAACCCUGACAAUCAGAAUCCCACAGCCCAAAUCUGGCAAGAUUGAGUGUUUAAACCUACGUAAACGGCUAAACCCAGGGGUAGUUGUAGUUUGCGAUGACGAGGCCGAGAUUGAUACCUGUGGAAAGAUCAAGCUAAAACCAAUUUGA
This is a messenger RNA of Aaosphaeria arxii CBS 175.79, 2136 nucleotides long. RefSeq names its product DUF221-domain-containing protein. The coding region runs from base 1 to 2136 and encodes 711 amino acids. NCBI's taxonomy places the organism in Eukaryota, Fungi, Ascomycota, Dothideomycetes, Pleosporales. Gene Ontology annotation, molecular function: calcium-activated cation channel activity. Gene Ontology annotation, cellular component: plasma membrane. The transcript is spliced from 3 exons. The record is from RefSeq and is a predicted model, not a curated record.